GAUAGUUGUAAUGAGCAGAUGAUGUCCCAUCCUUUACUUUUAGCACAUCAAAAUGACAUCAGUUGCUCCUGAGGAGUCACUGAUUCCGAGAGAACUUCAGUAUAAAGUGCUAGUUAUUGGAGAGUAUGGUGUAGGAAAGACUGCUAUCAUCCAGCGCUACACCAAAGGCUACUUUAGCCCCAACUACAAGCUCACCAUUGGAGUUGAUUUUGCUGUCAAAACUUUAAUCUGGAAUGCCCAUACCAAAAUUAAUCUACAACUCUGGGACAUUGCUGGGCAUGAGAGGUUCGGGCAACUCACAAGAGUUUACUACAAAUAUGCGGUGGCAGCGCUGGUUGUAUUUGACGUCACUCGCCCCUGCACGCUGGAUGCUGUAGCCAAGUGGGUGUAUGAUGUACGCGAGAAGGUGUCACUGAGCAGCGGUGACGGAGCGACGGUACCCGUCGUGGUGCUGGCCAACAAGUGUGACGUCAUGAGCAGUGAGCAGGAGCGCCGCGUUUACGUCUCAAGCCUACAGCAGUUCUGUGAGCAGCACAGCAUCGACGCCUGGUUCCUCACCUCAGCCAAGGAGGACAUCAAUAUUGACGAGACGAUGCGGUGGCUGGUUGACCACAUCCUCACCUCCCGCCGGACCUCCCAGCUGUCCAUGUCUCCACCCAAUCAACCCACAACCCUGCUCGCUGACCCACACCCCAAACCCCAGUCAUACUGCUGCCGGUAGCUCAACCUGGUUUGAGUGGCUGCCAGCACCUCAACCAUGGUUACAUAUCAGUCCACCACCAUGGGCACAAUCCACUGCCUUGCAAUCCUAACUUCAACUUGUUCAGUCCCCGUGAUUGUGUCAACCCUUGUGAUUGUGUCAGUCCCUAGGUUGUGUCAACCACAAUGAUUUUGUUUGCAAACACAUCAACAAUUUCCGCCCAAACUGAUCCGUUCCUUCUAUUGCUAUUCUUACCUGAGAGCCGAAGUCAGGGUAGAGAAGUUAUUUUCACAAAUGCAAUGUACAAUUUAGAAGUUCAGACCAAACCACAUUUCCUGACAAUCAUGGUCAAUACCCUUUGGAUUAUCCAAAUUUGUCUGUGUAAUCAUAUAUGAAAGAAGUUUAGCUCUAUUAUUUUGUAAGUUAAAUAAGAUAUUCAGCCUAAUGGCAGCUAACUGUACAGUGUUCUUUAUGUGUACUCAAGAAGGAUGCCUUGCGUACAAUUUUAAUUUACGAUUUUAAACCAUUCUUGGUAUUUUGUGCGUUGGUAAAUAUAAAGCUGCGUACCCAGUCUUAACCAGGCCAAAUUAUGAGGAUUGGGGUGACCAAAUUGUGAGGCCUUGUGGGUAACAUCCUAUAGGAUGAACCCUAAUGAUAGUUACAUGCAGUUAUACCUUGUGGGUUAUUGGAUCACCUCUUGAAGGUUAUGCAGUUAUGCCUUGUUGGUUAUUGGAUGAAUUCCUUGAAGGUUUUGCAGCUACACCUUGUGGAUUACGGUAUUGAUGAACCCCUUGAAGGUUACGCAGUUAUGCCUUGGUUAUUGGAUGAACCCCAUGAUGGUUUUGCAGCUACACCUUGUGGAUUAUUGAUGAACCCCUUGAAGGUUACGCAGUUAUGCCUUGUUGGUUAUUGGAUGAAUCCCUAGAGGGAUUCAUCCAACCGGUUACUCCUCUAGGCUGAUUUUUACUUGGCAUUUGCCUCCUCUGGAGCAGCUCUCCAUUUUACAACAGUUUUAAGGCUCAAGCCUCCAGCGCCUUCUCAGGCUGUGCUCUUCACUGUAGGCAUUUGUAGGCUUAAUCUUAUUUGGUGUAUUCACCUGGAUUGAUAUUGUUGGAAGAAAGAUUUAUAGCAUUUAAGAUUUGAUAUUGUGACUUGUUGAAGCUAGAGUAUAGUCUUUUUAAAAGAUGUAAAUAUUGUAUGAGCUCUUGAAGCCAUAAUUCUCGUGAAUGAUUCUUAUGAUACUUGUGAAGUCUUUGAAUGUUUUCGUAUAUGCUGGAACGCAUUACUGCCUUGUAUACAAAUUUGCUAUGUACACACAUCUUUCACGGACGCAUUACCGCCUUUUACACAUUUGUACACAAAUUUCCCAUGUAUACAUAUCUACCCUCUACCCACAUCUUCCCGCUACCCUCUACUCACAUCUUCCCUCUACCCAUAUCCACUCUCUAUCCUAUACCAUUGAACUAUCAGUGUUUGGAUGGAUGAUGUGUAACUUUUUUUUAUUGAAAAGCCGCCUAGUGAUUCAAACCUGAAUAGUUUUAUGCUCUUCGAAUUAUGAAAAUAUUUAAAAUUGUCUACUAUUUUUAAUGAAGCAGUUAUGAAGACCAAUUGCAUGGAUGGCGAGUUGAUGAUAGAGCCUGCAAUGAUGUUUGGGCACUGCGUGCUGUGAUGUUUGGGCACUGAGUGCUGUGAUGUUUGGGUACUGAGUGCUCUGGUGGAUAUGGUGGCCAUGUGUAGGGUAUGGCAGCUGGUGGAUAUGGUAGCCAUGUGUGCGCAAAAUAGCCCACAUGGUAUGCGGUUAACGUUUGUAUAUGUGGUUGUGAAUGGUUGUGAUCCCGGUUCGUUUUAUGACGAAUUAUGUUAUAAUUGGAUUGAUAUUAUAGAUUAUGUCAGGCCCUCUAACAGGUUACAUUUCCAUUGCGACCAUUGGUGUUUCACAGGAGCCCUAAUGUGACGUACGUUUGAACGUGUCUUCGCCAUCACAACAUUCCAACGACAAUGUGAACGAACUGAA
This is a messenger RNA of Hyalella azteca, 2714 nucleotides long. Its product is annotated as ras-related protein Rab-32. Gene Ontology annotation, molecular function: GTP binding; GTPase activity. The record is from RefSeq and is a predicted model, not a curated record. Lineage: Eukaryota; Metazoa; Arthropoda; Malacostraca; Amphipoda; Hyalellidae. Bases 53 to 721 code for a protein of 222 amino acids. Gene Ontology annotation, biological process: vesicle-mediated transport. Gene Ontology annotation, cellular component: trans-Golgi network; vesicle; Golgi apparatus. The transcript has 7 exons.